Manduca sexta (tobacco hornworm) is the source of this 708-nucleotide messenger RNA. It is a transcript of the gene ND-B14.7, whose product is annotated as NADH dehydrogenase [ubiquinone] 1 alpha subcomplex subunit 11. Gene Ontology annotation, biological process: mitochondrial respiratory chain complex I assembly. The record is from RefSeq and is a predicted model, not a curated record. The transcript is spliced from 2 exons. NCBI's taxonomy places the organism in Eukaryota, Metazoa, Arthropoda, Insecta, Lepidoptera, Sphingidae. Bases 81 to 593 code for a protein of 170 amino acids.
AUAUUUGACAUUUAUAAAUUAAGUUGCAUUUGAGGUUGUGUUGUGUAACUCUUAUUUCAUAGAGUUCACCAGCUAUCACAAUGAGUAAACUACUAAAUUACAAAUACUACGAUACGCCCGAGGGCCACGAUAUUUACAAGAAGACCUUCGUAACAUCUAAAUAUGCGUUCCUUACGGGUCUUGCAGCCGGUUCUGCGGAUGUCCUUAUGUACUCGAGACCCAAAGGUUUUGUGAACACUGCAGGUCGAAUGUUUUACAUUAUAGGCCCGCUGGUGGGCAUGGCGACUGCUUUCACUGUAACCACAAACGUGGCACAAAACUACCGAGGGAAAAAUGACAAGUUAAAUUACUUUAUGGGUGGUGCUGCCGCGGGCUGCGUUUUCAGCGCCUGGAUGAAGACUGGUGCGGUAGCGUUGCCCGCUGCCCUUGUGUUGGGCACCGCGGCUGUCGUGAAGAAGAUGGCUAUUGACAGUGGCACAGAGUUCUUCCCUACAGUGGCCCAUGCUACUAAAACUAUCAAGUCGGUCAAACAUGAUUGGACAAUCACUGAAAACUUUGAUGAGCUGAAGAACUAUACUACAGGUCCCAACUGAAGGUGAUUUUAGUUUCCAAUGAAUGUAGAAUGUAAAUAAAAUCAAACCAUAAUUUAAUUUUGUUUAAGUGUUGAAAUAAAAACCAUGGUUAACUUGUUGUCUUUUAAAGUAGAGA